This is a messenger RNA of Trichoderma aggressivum f. europaeum, 1857 nucleotides long. RefSeq lists its product as uncharacterized. The record is from RefSeq and is a predicted model, not a curated record. Lineage: Eukaryota; Fungi; Ascomycota; Sordariomycetes; Hypocreales; Hypocreaceae. The transcript has a single exon. The coding region runs from base 1 to 1857 and encodes 618 amino acids.
AUGGCUUCGCGUUUUCUUUUGAAGGCUGUUGCUUCCUCCUCCUCGCCUUUGAUCCCACAAGCUAGACUACCAUCAAGAGUACGACCACUCCUCUUCCAGCCGACCGUUUUCUCAAGACACAUAGUUCCAUCACAUAACAUAUCCCCCUUUCAUCAUGCCCGACUACAGAGAACCGUUACAGAAGCACCGAAAAAGAAGCUUCGGUGGUAUUGGAAGCUGUUGAUUGCCCUGGGAGCCACGGCUGGUCUUACAACAGGCGGUGUCGUGGUCGCAGACAGAUUCUACAUGGGAGGAAUCCUGACACGCAGCUUGCGAGCAUAUGCGACGAUUGCGCAAGUCGGGGUCGACUACAAGAUGCACUCGGGCAAGAAUCCUAAGGGAGGCCGUGUCCCCAUUGACGAACUCCACGAUCGAAACGCUAUACGAGUAUGUGACAUGAUUAAAACCAACGGCGGUAUCUUUCUCAAGAUUGGCCAAGCGAUUGCAGUGCAAGGAGCGGCCCUGCCAGAGGCCUAUCAGCGCGAAUUCAAAAACAUGUUUGACGAUGCUUCCCAAGAAUCUUGGAAUGAUAUCCAGGCAGUCAUCAAAGAAGAGUUCGGUGCCAGCGUAAGCGAGGUGUUUGGUGAUGGUGUAGAGAAAGAGCCUAGAGCUUCAGCUUCAAUAGCACAAGUUCACUAUGCGAAGCUGAGGGAUGGGCGAGAAGUUGCAAUCAAGGUACAGAGGAGAAACUUGGCGCAGCAGGCAUCGUGGGAUCUCUGGACAUUCAAGUAUAAGACACCCCCUUUUCAUACAGUGUCUUUGAUGGCUGCUAACUAUGGCAAUAGGGUCCUCUGCGACUUGGUAGGGAGAACGACAGAUAUCCAUAUACAAGGCAUCGGUGACUACAUUAUGAACAAUAUUAUGAAGGAGACGGACUUUGAGAACGAGGCAGCUAAUUCGAUGCGGAUCGCUGAGCUUGUAAAGUCAGAUCCUGACUUAAGUGCAAGAGUAUACAUUCCCCAAGUCUAUACAGAACUCACAUCAAAACGCGUCUUGACCUCAGAAUGGAUUCAUGGCGCCAGACUCUGGGAUAGAGAUAUAAUCACCGGUGCACACAAUCCUUCUGGCGAGACUUCUGCAGGCAUGGGCCUCAAGGAGGCUGAUAUUAUGACCACUAUCAUCGAUCUUUUCUCGUCACAAAUGUUCAAAUGGGGGUUUGUCCAUUGUGACCCUCAUCCAGGCAACAUGUUUGUUCGACGUCUCCCGUCCGGCAAACCGCAGAUCGUGCUCAUAGACCACGGCCUUUAUGUGUCGUUGUCUGACAAGCUGCGGCGCCAAUACGCUCGUUUCUGGAAGUCUCUUCUCACCGGCGAUCAGAAAGGACUAGAGGAAGUGUCGGCCGCCUGGGGCAUGAAGACAGCCGAUGCCUGGGCUGAUACCUUCAUGUCUCGCGAGAAGAAGCCAGAGCCGACCGACGAGACGCCUGAAGAGAAAGCACAAAGAGCCAUCAGCGAAGCAUCGGCAUUCUUUGGGGAAGAAGGCUUAUACCCUCGUGAGCUCAUAUUUCUGGAACGAAAUCUAGCUCUCGUCCAAGGUAGUAAUCGCUUCUACGAUUCUCCCGUCAAUAGACUCGGCAUGAUCGGUCGCUCAGCAAUGCUGAAUUUGCGGGACGAUAGCGAAGUGACGUUUGCACAAGCAAUGAGCUCGCGAUGGGCCAUGUUUGUUCUCGAUGCCGUGUUCUACUUCAGUAGGUGGAAGCAGUACAUGAGCUGGGGCAAAGGUUUCGAGGAUGAACUGAAGGAGGCAGAAGAGCGGAUGGCUCAGGAGAUGAAAGACUCCAUGUCUGGCCUCUGGGAAGUGGACAAAGGCGCGGAAUGA